AGUAUUAUUUAAAAAUAUCAAAUUCUUAGUAAUUACUAGUACUUAAAUUAGGUGUAGGAUUUAUCUUGUUUUUUAUCUAGGCUUUUCUACAACACAACCCGACCGUCACUGUUUGUGAUCUAUCAAUAUUUUGCUUGACUUGAGUCAACUCCAGUCUUGGAAGGUGAUUUAGUUCAAGGAGUUUUGAGAAAUUAGGAUGAAGGCACUUAUUCUUGUUGGAGGUUUUGGUACCCGGUUGAGGCCAUUAACUCUUAGUGUCCCAAAGCCACUGGUUGAUUUUGCAAACAAGCCCAUGAUUUUGCAUCAGAUCGAGGCUCUCAAGGCUGUUGGAGUGACUGAAGUGGUCUUAGCUAUAAACUACCAGCCGGAGGUGAUGCUGAACUUCUUGAAAGAAUUUGAGACAAAACUGGGGAUUAAGAUUACAUGUUCUCAAGAAACUGAACCACUUGGGACUGCAGGUCCCCUUGCUCUGGCUCGAGACAAGCUGGUAGAUGAUUCUGGUGAGCCGUUUUUUGUUCUUAACAGUGAUGUUAUCAGUGAGUAUCCUUUCAAGGAGAUGAUUGAAUUCCACAAAUCCCAUGGAGGGGAGGCUUCUUUAAUGGUGACUAAGGUGGAUGAGCCUUCCAAAUAUGGUGUUGUUGUCAUGGAAGAAUCCACUGGCCAAGUUGAGAGGUUUGUGGAAAAGCCUAAGUUAUUUGUUGGCAACAAGAUCAAUGCUGGCAUUUACCUGCUCGAUCCUUGCGUUCUAGAGAGAAUUCAAUUAAGACCAACAUCUAUUGAGAAAGAGGUUUUCCCAAAUAUUGCUGCCGAGAAAAAGCUAUACGCUAUGGUCCUUCCUGGGUUUUGGAUGGAUGUUGGACAGCCAAGGGAUUACAUCACCGGUCUUAGACUCUACCUAGAUUCUUUGAAGAAGAGGUCUUCACCAAAACUGGCAUUAGGUUCUCACAUUGUUGGAAAUGUCAUAGUGGACGAGACUGCCAAAAUUGGAGAAGGAUGCUUGAUUGGACCAGAUGUUGCGAUAGGCCCUGGUUGUGUGAUUGAGUCUGGGGUUAGGCUCUCUCGUUGCACUGUGAUGCGCGGAGUCCGUGUUAAGAAGCACGCAUGCGUCUCAGGUAGCAUUAUCGGUUGGCACUCAACCGUUGGACAAUGGGCUCGUGUUGAGAAUAUGACCAUUCUUGGCGAAGAUGUUCAUGUUUGUGAUGAAAUUUACAGCAAUGGUGGAGUAGUCUUACCCCACAAGGAGAUCAAAUCUAGCAUCCUAAAACCAGAAAUAGUGAUGUGAAAACAAUAUGUUAUAUGUUGUUCAGUUUUUUCAAAAUGUAAUUUUCUUUUUCUUUAUUUGGUUGGUUUUCAGUUUCAUCUUCUUCAAUUGUAAAAGUAUGGGAAAGUUGAGCUAUGUAAGGCAAUAAGCUGAAGAAUAGCUGUUGUGAAAGGUUUGUAUGUUUGUAAUUUCCAAUGUAUAUACAAAUAACGAACUCUAUUAGAGCUUCUCUUUAAAUAUUUGUAUUAAUGAUGUA
Solanum lycopersicum (tomato) is the source of this 1517-nucleotide messenger RNA. RefSeq names its product mannose-1-phosphate guanylyltransferase 1. The record is from RefSeq and is a predicted model, not a curated record. Gene Ontology annotation, biological process: GDP-mannose biosynthetic process. Gene Ontology annotation, molecular function: mannose-1-phosphate guanylyltransferase (GTP) activity; GTP binding. Gene Ontology annotation, cellular component: cytoplasm. NCBI's taxonomy places the organism in Eukaryota, Viridiplantae, Streptophyta, Magnoliopsida, Solanales, Solanaceae.